GCAAGGAUUUAAUGAAGACAACCCAAUUCCACAGUUUUUACGAAUGAUUCAUAGCCAGCUCAAGCCUGCUUACCUUCCAUAACCCUCGGUGUCCUUUAUGCCGCGCCUGACGAGUCCGGCGAUAAGCCCGCGGCGCUUCUCCGCAUUUUAGUAAAGCACCUCCCUUUGCAACUUAUAUAAGGACCGCUGCAGGGCAGGUCAGCCGCAUUGUGCUAGUCUUGUGCAUUUGGACUCGGUGUAUUAUCUAAGAAAAGAACAGAAAAAAAAAUGAUCAAAUCGAAGGACCGGCUGGUUUCUGCUCAGCAGGUCUCGCAACACGCUACACCGAACGAUUGCUGGAUCGUGGUUGAUAGGCAGGUGUGGGAUGUGACGGAUUUUCUGGAGGAGCAUCCGGGCGGUUCAGCGAUUAUUCUGAAAUACGCAGGUCGCGAUGCCACCACAGCGUACGCCGAGGUGCACUCGCCUAGUGUGCUGACGAGAAACCUCUCUCCAGAGAAAUGCAAGGGUAUGCUGGAUGAGUCGACGGUUGACGGGACAUGGGACACACCGGCGGCGGCAAAGGAUGCAGGAAAGACCGCCAUAGCUGUAGUGCCGGACGCCUCGGCCAAGCCGCCGCUGCAUACACUGAUCAGCGCGCAUGAUUUCGAGGAGGCCGCGUCGCGAACGGCGAGCAAAAAGACGUGGGCGUUCUACUCGAGCGCGGCAACGGAUCUGAUCACGCGUGAUGCGAACAAGGCGUGUUUCGAUCGGAUCUGGUUCCGGCCGCGGGUGCUGCGCAACGUCCGGGAUGUCGACACGCGGACGAGGAUGCUCGGCAUCGACAGCCCGCUGCCCUUGUUCGUCAGCCCGGCGGCAAUGGCGAAGAUGAUUCAUCCAGAUGGCGAGUGUGCAAUUGCACGGGCGUGCGAGGCCAAGGGGGUUGUACAGGGGGCCGCACCGUCGGGCAAAUUUUUCUUUCAAUUGUACGUGAACCGGGACCGGUCUAAAUCGGCCGAGCUGCUGCGGGAGUGCUCUGCGAACCCGACCAUCAAGGCGAUCUUCGUGACGGUGGACGCGGCGGCACCGGGCAAGCGUGAGGCGGACGAGCGCGUCAAAGCGGACGAGAGCAUAUCAGUGCCGAUGGCGCCGUCGCAGGCUCGCAACGACAAGAAGGGGGGCGGCCUGGGGCGGGUGAUGGCUUCUUUCAUCGACCCGGGCCUCACCUGGGAGGAUAUGAAGUGGGUGCGUGAGCACACGCACCUCCCUGUCUAUCUGAAGGGGGUGAUGUCGGCUGACGAUGCCAUUCUCGCCAUGGAAGCUGGCCUGGAUGGGAUCCUGCUGAGCAACCACGGAGGCCGGAACCUGGACACUUCACCGCCGUCGAUCGUCGUUUUGCUGGAGCUGCAGCGGCGCUGUCCGCAGAUCUUUGGCCGCAUGGAGAUCUACGUCGACGGCGGGAUCCGCCGUGGCACCGACGUGCUCAAGGCCGUGUGUCUGGGGGCCACGGCGGUGGGGAUGGGACGUAGUGCGCUGUUUGCAACCAACUAUGGCCAAGAAGGCGUCGAGCAUCUAAUUGACAUCAUCCAAGACGAGCUCGAGGUCGCGAUGCGCAACAUCGGCAUCACGAGUCUGAACCAGGCGCACCCGGAUCUCGUCCACACAGGCGACAUCGACCAUCUGAGGAUGGAGCAGUGGGGGCUGACCCCGUGA
This is a messenger RNA of Penicilliopsis zonata CBS 506.65, 1689 nucleotides long. RefSeq lists its product as hypothetical. The coding region runs from base 268 to 1689 and encodes 473 amino acids. The transcript has 5 exons. The record is from RefSeq and is a predicted model, not a curated record. Lineage: Eukaryota; Fungi; Ascomycota; Eurotiomycetes; Eurotiales; Aspergillaceae. Gene Ontology annotation, molecular function: heme binding; oxidoreductase activity.